This is a messenger RNA of Talaromyces marneffei, 609 nucleotides long. RefSeq lists its product as uncharacterized. The coding region runs from base 1 to 609 and encodes 202 amino acids. Gene Ontology annotation, biological process: snoRNA guided rRNA pseudouridine synthesis; ribosome biogenesis. Gene Ontology annotation, cellular component: box H/ACA snoRNP complex. Lineage: Eukaryota; Fungi; Ascomycota; Eurotiomycetes; Eurotiales; Trichocomaceae. The record is from RefSeq and is a predicted model, not a curated record. The transcript is spliced from 5 exons. Gene Ontology annotation, molecular function: box H/ACA snoRNA binding.
AUGUCUUUCCGUGGAGGUGGACGAGGCCGUGGUGGCUUCGCCACUGGCGCAAACCGAGGAGGUCGUGGAGGCUACCAACAAUCUUUCGGCCCUCCUGCUGAAGUUCUAGAAAUGGGAUCUUUCAUGCAUGCCUGUGAGGGUGAGAUGGUUUGCGAGUCGAUCAAUCCCAAGAUCCCAUAUUUCAAUGCUCCGAUCUACCUCGAGAACAAGACACCGGUCGGAAAAGUUGACGAAGUGCUCGGCCCCAUCAACCAGGUUUACUUCACCAUCAAACCUCAAGAAGGAAUCGUUGCGACCUCGUUCAAGGCCGGAGAUAAAUUCUACAUUGGAGGAGACAAGCUUCUACCUUUAGAGAAGUUUCUUCCCAAGCCCAAAGCACCUCCUGGUAGCAAGGUCAAGAAACCAGCAGGAGGCAGAGGAGGAGCCCCCCGAGGUGGUCGUGGAGGACGAGGAGCACCAAGAGGUGGUGCUCGAGGUGGCCGUGGAGCUCCUGGGGGCUUCCGCGGCAGAGGUGGUGGUGCAGGUGCUCCCCGAGGCCGUGGCGGCUUCUCACGAGGAGGAUUUGGAGCUCGUGGAGGCUCUCGGGGUGGCUUCCGUGGACGUGGUUAA